CCGCGCGCGUGCCGGCGUGGGCGUGGACCGCCCUGCGGGGGCCCGCCCGGCGUUUUGUGCAGCUUGCUCCCCACGCAGCCCCCCUCUCCUCCCUCCCCUCCCGGACCCCGGCUUCCACCCCGAGUGGUUAAGGAGAGCGACCAGAUCAAGAUCCAGUUUCAGACAUGAGACUCAUUGGGUGAUCAUUUUGUUGAGAUCAACUUGAAUGACCAGGUGUGAACUGCAAGAGGAGUUGCUAUGACUGAGGAAUGACUUUGCAGUUCGCUUUUCCUGCCUCCACUCCUGAGUCCUUGGAUUAUAGGCUUGAUGCAGAUUUGGAGAAUGAGCCCAGCACUGGAACUCAAAUUUCAUUAUUGCCCGUCUCUACUUUGGAUUCUACAGAAGAAACGAUGUCUCAAACACUACCUACAUCUCAGGAUUCUAGCCAGUUAUUAUACAGGCUCAUGGUUGAAAAACAGCAGGAGGAAGAAGAAUGGAAAAACUUAAAUGGGCUGUUGAUGAUGCAUGGCUUCAAACCUUUGUGUCUCAUCAAAAGAGCUGACCUCAAAGAUCUCAUUGUUUUUGACAAACAAUCAUCACAAAGAAUGAGGCAGAAUUUGAAAAUGCUGAUGGAAGAAACAACCCGGCAGCGGCUCAUGAUCCAGGAGCUUGUAGACACAAAUCAGCAGCUUAAGAAGGACCUUCAGCUAGAACAGAACCGAGCGGCACACCAGGAACAGCGAGCCAAUGACCUGGAGCAGAUUAUCGACAGUGUGAAAUCCAAAAUUGGUGAACUGGAAGAUGAAUCCCUAAACAGGGUUUGCCAGCAACAAAAUAAAAUAAAAGACCUUAAAAAGGAGCAUAAAACGUUACAGAUGAAAUGCCAGCAUUAUAAGAAGAAACUAGUGGACCAAGAUGAGACCAUUGCUGCUUUGCAAAAGGAUAUCUACAGAUUUACCAAAGAGGAAGAGGAGCGCGUUAUCAUUCAAAAUAGAGUGUUUGCCUAUCUCUGCCGAAGAGUUCCUCAUUCAGUCUUGGAUAAACAAUUGCUUUGUCUUAUUGAUUACUAUGAAUCUAAACUUCGAAAACUCCAUAGAGAAAGGCAGUAUAAGGAAGACAACAGUCAGUCAGAGGACGAAAAAGACUAUGGAAACCUGGAUGGCUCACCCAGUUACAAAGGCCUUCUGAUGUCGUUACAGAAUCAACUCAAGGAAUCAAAAUCCAAGAUUGAUGUGCUGCUAAGUGAAAAGCUGAACCUCCAAAAAGAUCUGGAAAACAGGCCCACAGAACAUGAAUUAAGACUUUAUAAACAACAAGUGAAGAAACUGGAAAAAGCCCUUAAGAAAAGCAUCAAAUUACAAAAGAUUAUUGGUCAAAAAAAGACUGGUGACACGGAGAAAAAAGAUGAGCCCAGCAAAGACAGCCAUCAAAAGGCUCUAGUUGACCAGAGAUACUUUCAGGUGCUGUGCAGCAUCAAUUCAAUUAUUCACAACCCACGAGCUCCAGUAAUUAUUUACACACAGAGUAAGGGAGGAGCUAAAAACUUCAAUAAAGAUAUUCAAGAUUGUGGAUUUGAACACCUCAUUCCUAUAAUAGAAACGUGGGCAGAUGAAAUGACAUCCUUAAAGGAUUUGUAUAAGUCCUUAAAAAUGCUGUCUGCAGAACUGAUACCUUGGCAUAAUUUGAAGAAAACAGCUGAAAAUGAAGGUGUGAAAGUAGAAGAUCUGUUGGUGGUGGUAGAAACCAUGUUGGAAGAAGUUGAAAACAAGAAAGAGAGCAGCAACACACCAAACUUUCAGACUUUGCAAGCUAUUGUUUUUCACUUCCAAAGACUAUUUGAUGUGCCGUCUUUAAACGGAGUCUAUCCCCGAAUGAAUGAAGUAUAUACCAGGCUCGGAGAGAUGAACAACGCUAUGAGAAACAUUCAGGAGCUCUUAGAAUUAGACAGUUCAUCCUCAUUGUAUGUGGUGGUCAGCACAGUUGGAAAAUUGUGUAAGAUAAUUAAGGAGGAGGUGAAUGAGCAGGUUAAAAAAGUAUUAGGACCUGAAGACCUACAAAGCAUUAUAAACAAAUUGGAAGAACAUGAGGAAUUUUUUCCAGCGUUUCGAGCUUUUACUAAUGAUCUUCUUCAACUCUUAGAAAUUGAUGACUUGGAUGCCAUUGUACCUGCAGUAAAGAAAUUAAAAGUACUUUCAUACUGAAAACAAGUCAAAUCAUUGUUACUGUGUAAAUUGCAUUUUUAACAUUUAAAGUAUUUUAAAGGACUAAUCCUGAGACAAGGUUCUAAAAUGGAUCAGCUCUCAGAAUUCAUCCUCUUACCAGUGGGUCAUUCUCAAUCCAUAUAAUAUUUAUUUUUUUAUUAUUUAAUAGAAAUUAGCUAUUAAGUUAUUAAAAUAGUAAAUUAACUUUAGAUCCCAUAAUCAUUUAUAUGCUUGGGUGCUCUAAAAUGUAAUGGUUUUAAGGAAGCGAUUGUGUGUAACAGAAGACUGAGCGAGAGAUUGCAAAUUAUAGAAAGUUGUAUUUAAAUUCAAGGUUUAAUGGCCUUUUGGUCAGAGAAAAAAGAAUCCCAGUUGCUUUCUAAGCGCAACCAAUAGGAAGCCAUUGCUCCCCAGGCAAGAACUAAGGGGCAUAUUCUGUUAAGAUACUCUUACAGCUGUUGCCCUUUCAAAGCAAGAAGCCAAGAGAGAAGAGGUUUUUUUUUGUCUUUGUAUUAAGAGAGGAAGUUAAUCAUGAAGUCAAAUAGAUGAUUAGGUACACGUCUUUCUGUGUAUUUAUUUGCAGUACUAUGUAAUGUCCUUUUAUAAAGAAGACCAGAAAUAAAGCUUUUGUAAAGAA
Psammomys obesus (fat sand rat) is the source of this 2814-nucleotide messenger RNA. RefSeq names its product centrosomal protein 70 (gene Cep70). The record is from RefSeq and is a predicted model, not a curated record. Lineage: Eukaryota; Metazoa; Chordata; Mammalia; Rodentia; Muridae. Bases 249 to 2180 code for a protein of 643 amino acids. The transcript has 19 exons. Gene Ontology annotation, cellular component: centrosome. Gene Ontology annotation, molecular function: gamma-tubulin binding. Gene Ontology annotation, biological process: regulation of microtubule cytoskeleton organization; cilium assembly.